AUGAAGACCACCUACGCCUAUCUCUUGACUACCCUUAUGGCGUCUGUUGCCUACUCGGCUCCGACUCCUGUUGCGGAAGCCAACCCCGAGAAUGUUGACGCCGGACACUUCCUCGAGAAGGCUUACGUCUGGGGCGGCUACAGGAAGGACGCUGCGGGGGAAGAGGCCGCUGUAGAGAAGCGCGAGGCCAACCCAGAGAAUGUUGACGCCGGACACUUCCUCGAGAAGGCUUACGUCUGGGGCGGCUACAGGAAGGACGCUGCGGGGGAAGAGGCCGCUGUAGAGAAGCGCGAGGCCAACCCAGAGAAUGUUGACGCCGGACACUUCCUCGAGAAGGCUUACGUCUGGGGCGGCUACAGGAAGGACGCUGCGGGGGAAGAGGCCGCUGUAGAGAAGCGCGAGGCCAACCCAGAGAAUGUUGACGCCGGACACUUCCUCGAGAAGGCUUACGUCUGGGGCGGCUACAGGAAGGACGCUGCGGGGGAAGAGGCCGCUGUAGAGAAGCGCGAGGCCAACCCAGAGAAUGUUGACGCCGGACACUUCCUCGAGAAGGCUUACGUCUGGGGCGGCUACAGGAAGGACGCUGCGGAGGGAGAGGAUGCUGUCGCCGUCUGA
Molecule: messenger RNA, 615 nt
Organism: Colletotrichum graminicola M1.001
Lineage: Eukaryota; Fungi; Ascomycota; Sordariomycetes; Glomerellales; Glomerellaceae
Exons: 1
Coding region: 1-615 (204 amino acids)
Source: RefSeq, a predicted model, not a curated record